Messenger RNA from Sphaerodactylus townsendi, 5933 nucleotides. RefSeq names its product nuclear transcription factor, X-box binding 1 (gene NFX1). The record is from RefSeq and is a predicted model, not a curated record. Lineage: Eukaryota; Metazoa; Chordata; Lepidosauria; Squamata; Sphaerodactylidae. Gene Ontology annotation, cellular component: nucleus. Gene Ontology annotation, molecular function: RNA polymerase II transcription regulatory region sequence-specific DNA binding; zinc ion binding; DNA-binding transcription factor activity, RNA polymerase II-specific. The transcript is spliced from 24 exons. Gene Ontology annotation, biological process: negative regulation of transcription by RNA polymerase II. The coding region runs from base 50 to 3388 and encodes 1112 amino acids.
GAGGAGGCGGGCGCUUGCGCGGCGGGCGGAGACGGACGGGCGGGCGGCCAUGGCGGAGGCUGCGCUGCCGGGAUCAGGUGCCUUAAAUCCUGAUGCAACAGAUUUCAUUCCAAAGCAAAGGGAGACUUAUAGUUUAAAUUGGAACAGUCAAUCCCAGUGGGAAUUUGAUCAGGAUUCAAUCAGAAACAGUAUAUCACCUCCCGUUCAACCUCAGCACAGUAAAAAUGAUGGCUAUUCAGCAGAUCAACAUAACUUUUACAGUGUAAAGAGCCAUCAUAGAUGUCAGCCAGAUUCUUCACUGUUUGGCAGUAUGGGUAAAACAAAAAGCCGUAAUUUUCAAAAUCAGCGCUGGCAGAGGUCAAGAAAUGAUAGAGCGCAUGGCAAAAAUCAGGUGAAACAAACAACUGUGAGUGGUUUAGAAGCCCCUGUAUGUUUAGAUACCAAGAUAACUUCUGGACGAAGAACGAAUCCUAGAGAAUACAGUGAUUUCUCUUCAGAUAGUGAAAAGGAAGCUGUAGAUAAUAGAGGAGCAAAGCCCAAGAAGACACAUGUGAUGCAUUCUCGUGGAAGAGGGUUGAAAGAGAAGGGGAAGCGCCCACCUGAGCGGGAGAAAAGAGGACCAUCCAGGUGGAAGGAGGAGGCCUAUGAAAUAAACACACCAGGGGCUGAUUUGACUCAGUCAGACUCUUCUGAAACAUCCUUUGGGAAAGUGGUGUCAGACGGUUUUUCUGACAACAGUAUGGUACAGAGACGGUAUCCUUUUGCAAACAAAAAUUUUAGAGAGCCUGUGCGAAACAAAGAGACCAGCAGAAGGCAAGAUAUGCCUAGGAGCAAAAAUGCAAAACACAUCAAGAACGCAUCCCUUCCACAUCCUCCUAAAGAGCACAUCAGUGAGAAGAGGAAAGAGUCUCUGCUGCAUGAAAGAGGAUCGCAGUUUGUGAGUGUGCCACAGACUCAAUCCUUGUGUGAAACAACUGUACAGGGCGGAAGAAAACCACUCCUUCAAGAGGGAUAUAAAAGUAGGCGCUGGAAGAAGCAGAAGGAUGCACCAAAGAGUAAGGAAACACAUACAGGGUCUCUGAUAGAGCAGCUUACUGAAGAGAAAUACGAGUGUAUGGUGUGCUGUGAAGUAAUUCGUGUGGUGGCCCCAGUGUGGAGCUGUCAGAACUGCUAUCAUGUUUUCCACUUAAGCUGCAUUAAGAAAUGGGCAAGAUCACCAGCAGCACAGGCCGAAGAUGGCAGCAGUGGUUGGCGUUGCCCAGCUUGUCAAAAUGUUUCAUCACACAUUCCUAACACUUACACCUGUUUCUGUGGUCGGGUUAAAAACCCUGAGUGGAACAGGAAUGAAAUUCCACACAGUUGUGGGGAACUCUGUAGAAAAAGAAGAUCAGCUCAAGAUUGCCCACAUUUAUGUAAUAUUCUCUGUCAUCCAGGACCUUGCCCAUCAUGCCCGGCUUUUAUGACCAAAAAAUGUGAAUGUGGACGCACAAGCCAUUCAGUUCGAUGUGGGCAUUCUACUACAAUUCAGUGUGCCAGUAUAUGUGGGAGUAUUUUGAAUUGUGGUAAACAUAACUGUACCCAAAUAUGCCAUUCAGGAAAAUGCCAUCCAUGCAAAUUGACUGUAAAGCAAGUGUGCUACUGUCAGAGUACCUCUCGAGAAGUCCUAUGUGGAACAAGUGAAGAACAAUUCUCCUGUCUCAGAACUUGUGGCAAAAAACUCUCUUGUGGAAUGCAUAACUGUGCCCAAGUGUGCCACCCUGAGUCUUGUCAGCUUUGCCCACGGCUUCCGGAAGUUGUACACUGCUGUUCUUGUGGGCAAACUCCUCUUAGUAAAUUACUAGAGUUUGGGUGUACAGAACGUAAACUCUGUACGGAUCCCAUCCCAUCAUGUGGAGGAACAUGUGGCAAACCUCUGCCUUGCAGUAGCUAUGAUGAUGUUCAUACAUGUGAAAACCUCUGCCACGAAGGAGAAUGUGGGAUAUGUUCUCGCACAGCAAAAGUUUACUGCAGAUGUGCCUCAAAAAUAAAGGAAAUCCCCUGUGCCAGUCUCAAGAACCAAGCUGAAGUUACAUUUUUGUGUGAAAAGCGAUGCAGCAAGAAACUCUCAUGUGGACGACAUAAGUGUUGUGAAAUGUGCUGUGUGGAUAAGGAUCACAAAUGUUCUUUAACAUGUGGACGCAAGCUCAGUUGUGGCAUUCAUAGAUGUGAAGAACCUUGCCACCGUGGGAAUUGUCAGAAAUGCUGGCAGGCCAGUUUUGAGGAAUUAACUUGCUAUUGUGGCGAAUCAAUUAUUUACCCUCCCAUACCUUGUGGUACACGACCACCUGAGUGUAAAAAUUCAUGUACCAGACCUCAUGAAUGUGAUCAUCCAGUAUAUCAUUCCUGUCACAAUGAAGAGAAGUGUCCACCAUGUACAUACCUUGUUCAGAAGUGGUGUAUGGGAAGGCAUGAAUUGCGCAACAAUAUUCCUUGUUACCUCACUGACAUCUCCUGUGGCCUUCCCUGUGAUCGAAUGUUAAAGUGUGGCAUGCACAAAUGUAAACGGAUCUGCCACAAGGCGGAAUGCCUCAUCGACGAAGAGUGCCGGCAGCCGUGCACCAUUCUGAGGCUUCACUGCAAUCACCCCUGCAUGUCCCCCUGCCACCCGUCUUUACCUUGUCCUACAACGUCUUGUAGUACAAAGGUUGAACUUCAGUGCGAAUGUGGAAGAAGAAAGGAGACAAUGGUUUGUUUGGAAGCAUCUAGUGUGUAUCAAAGAAUAGCUGCAAUUUCCAUCGCUUCUAAGUUGACAGAUCCACAGCUUGGAGAUUCCGUAGAGAUUAGCAGAUUGAUCACCAAAAAAGAAAUGAAGCAAACCAGGCUGCAGUGUGAUGAAGAAUGUUUGGCGCUGGAAAGGAAUCGGCGAUUUGCUGAGGCUCUCCAUAUCGAUGACAGUUCUGACCCUUUUAAUGUUCGUUCCUCUGUACCCAAAUACAGUGAUACCUUGAAAGAGGAUGGGAGAAAGGAUUUAAAGUUUGUCAGUGAAACUGAGAAGGAAAUGAAAGUCCUCAUAGAAGCUGUAAAUAAGAGCAAGCACACCAAGAAGAGUCACUGCUUCCCACCCAUGAACAGAGAACAUCGCAGAAUCAUCCAUGAGCUCGCCCAGGCAUACGGCAUUGAGAGUGUGAGCUAUGAUAACGAACCAAAGCGCAAUGUUGUUAUCAGUGCGGUGAAAGGGAAAUCAGUUUGUCCGACAGUUUCUCUGACAUCUCUGCUUACCAAGGAGAGGCAGAACAGAUUUCCACCUCCUAUUCCUCAUCACAAGCAGUCAGAGAAGUAUGGGAAUAACAACUUGGAACAAAUCUUCAAAGAUGAACCUGUGAUUGACUACUUUGAUGUACAAGACUGAAAUAAUGAAUUGUAAUUUUGAAGUAGAGCUACUUUGUGAUCUGGACCAUUUUAUCAAAGUGCAUUCUACUGAGUUGAAUUCAAAAUCCAUUAUGGAACCAGAGGAUGAAAACAGUUUGGUCAUUGUGACAAAAAAGAAAAUUUGCAAUCAAUGUUAUAUUUUUGGGUGGAUCAUCCCAUUUGUCAGAGGGAGGCAGUAUAUCCACAAGCAUUAAGUAUGUCCUUCUGAGAACUCAGAGUAAUUUGUAUCUGCUAGAAAUUAAGAAAUCAGGAUAUAACACUUUCACCUGCAUUGUAUGAGUUGAUUCUAUCUCAUUGGGGAAACCUGCUGCUUGUUCUGAUACCAUUAAUAACUUUCAGUUGAACGAAACAAGUAGAUUAACUGUUAUUAAGUAACGUGAACAGUGAAGAUUUAUAUAGACAAACCCAGUUGAAAAUCAGCUUUUUCCAAGGCAUUUUCUCCUGGCAGUUGUAUUAUCCUGCAGUUUUGUCACUGGUAUGAUUGAACAUUGGUUUGUACCAACAGUUUCUAAUAUUGAAUUGCUUCUGCCACAGAUCCUCCUUCCUUUGGCAGGGCUUGGAAAACUGCUCUUUGUCAUUUUUGGGUAUGAACUUGGGGUUUCAACUGAAGAGUUUUUUAAAAUGGAAAACUUUCUCUUGGAUUUAUUCUUUAGUUCUGCUAACAACGUAGCAUUCAGGUUGUGCUUGACUUGAGGUGAUAAAUAACAUUGCAUUUAUAGCAGUGCUUUUCAGCAAGAAAGAGAAUGUUGCAUUCUGACAGUGUAUGAGGCAGCCACUGAACGUGCCUGUUGCACAUCCAUGGAAAUGGCCAAAGGUCAUUCUGGUCCCUCAGGAGGUGUCAGAGAGGAGCUGUAGUGAAACUGCCUCUCCUUAUGUAAGGGUCAAAUAAAUGCCAUAUUUUAUAUCCGAGUCUCUUUGUAGGCUUCUGACAGUACAGUGUUUCCAUGGCUGUUCUCAUUACAGACGGAAGGUAGUUUCAGUGGAGGUAGUGGUGGAGUCUGUUGUGCUUGUUUUAUUGCAGUUGAACUUUGCCUUUACACGGAACAUCUGAGGCAGCCUCUGAUAGGCGUGCAAGAGAACCUGAAGUGUCUGUCUUGAGAGCAAAUGCAGUGGAAGCUCUUGGUGCAUUAGAACUUGGUGACAUGAAUGAGCUGUCUUGCUAAUAAUAGUGACGCAAGAAAGAGGCAGAGACACCUUACUCUCAGCUAAACCCAGGUGCUAGUGGAGAUUCGACAUUAUGGUCUGUCUAAAUCUAAAAUAAUUCGCUUUUCCCAAAUUUCGUUUCCUGCCAUUCAUGUAUAAAACUUUACUCGCCCAGGACAGUACAAAAAUACCUGAAUCUUCACAAAAUUGUGCCUUUUUCAAAUAUUUCCAAAGGAGAAAACAAACUCCCUUUAAAAAAGAAAAAGUCACGUGCAGUGGAACAGUCGCCCCGUCCAGUCGCCGGUUGUCCUGCUGGUGGGGCUUUGCACAAACAUCAGCUGUUGUCAAUUCUCUUUCUCUCUCACACAUACGCAGGACACCAGUGCAGGUGAGCCAGCAAGCCCAUGUAAAUGCAAACCAUUCCAUGCAAUGCAAACCUCCCAGAUCUCUGCACGGGGCAGAGGUUGAUCCCCUUCCCAUCUGUCCCCUGAUUGGGUGGGGUUUGUGAAUCCACACAGGUGCUACUGCAAGGUGUCCUUAUUCAUGUGGCUGUCUCUUGAGCUGGACCCAUGUUUCCAGAAGCCGGUGUUGGUGUCUGUGCCUGUGGAUGGUUGUUUUCAAGCGAUUGGUCCUGCUGUUGCUGAGCGGAAGGUGCCCUGUCUGCAUUAAAGAGUUAAUAUGCGCUUUCAGUUGCUGCUUUUGCACAUACAGUGUGUCUUACUGGGAACUGAACUCUCAGCUGUAGUUUUUAAAUCACCUGUUUUCUUGGUGAAGAAAGUAUUCUUUAUACUAUUCUUGUUUGGUUUCUAGUUUUUGAUAACCAAAAUGGAGUGGGGAAAGCCUUUUAUGUGCUUAUGAAUAAGGUACUUGGAUUUAUCCUUGCAAGCAGCACAGGUGGAAUUUUAGGAAUUUUAGCUUAGGAAUAGUUCCAUAUAUUCAAUUGCUCUGAUUAUUCAGUGCUGUAUGUACAUUGAUCUGUGUGUAUCUAAAAUUUGUGGAAACUGCUAUGGAGACCAUUCCUUAUGCCAUUUUUCAUGAUGUACUUCAUGAUGAAGUGAAAUUAAUAGAUUUAAGACCUUGUUAUUUUAUUUGUGGAAUUUUUGCCCAUUUGCGCGCACCUGUGCUCACUUGCCUGCUUGCUUUCAAGUUCAGUGGUGUAAUAAAUUACUACAUAUUACUAAAUUACUAUAUAAAUCUGUAAUAAAUUUCCAAGUUUAAAGUGCUAUUUUGCAUUUACUUGGUAGAUUUUUGUGACACAUAUACACACAAAUGUAGAGACAGCUAAAAAGCCACAGAAAGCCAGCUGUGAGAUAAAUAGGGAGGUCUUCAGAUCUUUGGUGGUUGUCAUGACCUGUAUUAUUAAAACAUAACAAAAUACUUUA